CUCUUUGCGUAACUCUAUAUAUAAUAGACUCUGGACUGAUCCAUAAAUGAUAAGAACAUUGUUUUGUUUAUGCAACUGAUAACGAGUGCACAAAAGUCUUCCAAAAAUAAUAACUAUAUCUAUUCCACGGUUGAUUGUUGCAUUAUUUAACUUAUUUUUUAAUAAUCAAGGUAAUUAUUAUACAUCAAACAUGUAUGCAACACUUCGACGCAUAAGCCCACUUUUUGCAAGAUCUUACACGACGAACUUUGCCCAGCCUACCGGCGUCCGGAUCGUGGAGGUUGGCCCCCGUGAUGGCCUUCAGAAUGAGCUCACCAUCUUGCCAGCCGCUACCAAGAUUAAAUUGAUCAACGAUCUCUCGGAUACAGGGCUACGUACGAUCGAAGUCACCAGCUUCGUUAGUGCCAAGUGGGUGCCCCAGAUGGGCGAUAAUGUGGAAGUGCUUAAGGGCAUCAACAAGUUACCUGGCAUCAGCUAUCCAGUGCUGACACCGAAUUUGAAAGGAUUUGAGGCGGCGUUGGCAGCUGGAGCAGAAGAGGUUGCCGUUUUUGGAGCAGCCUCUGAAAGUUUCACCAAGAAGAACGUAAACUGUUCAAUCGCAGAAAGCUUGAGUCGUUUCCAGGACGUUAUGAAUGCCGCCAAAAAAGCCCAAGUUAAAGUGCGGGGGUACGUCUCCACUGUAGUCGGCUGUCCAUACGAAGGUAAGAUAAAGCCAUCCGCCGUUGUUCGCGUUGUGGACAAACUUAUGGAGAUGGGUUGCUACGAAGUCUCGCUUGGUGAUACCAUCGGUGUGGGAACGCCAGGAUCAUUUUCGGCGAUGCUUCGGGAAGUUACCAAGAUUGCGCCGGUCAACAUGUUGGCCGUCCACUGCCACGAUACGUACGGCCAAGCUUUGCCAAACAUUUUGACAUCGUUGGACUUCGGUAUCGCUGUGGUAGAUUCGUCUGUAUCCGGCCUGGGUGGGUGCCCGUACGCCAGAGGUGCCUCGGGAAAUGCUGCCACCGAAGAUGUGGUGUAUAUGUUGCAUGGAUUGGGAAUAGAAACCGGAAUCGAUUUACUGAAGCUGGUAAAUGUUGGCAAGUUUAUAUGCGAACAACUGGGAAGGCAAUCCGAGUCGAAGGUUAAUAGAGCCAUGAGGAAAACAAAUCCCAAUGCUGCAUGCUAGAAAUCGGCUGAUAUUACAAUAUACUAAUGCGUUACGGAAGAAACCACUGACGGGUACAGUCUGAAACUUGUGCAUUUAUUUAGAUAAAUAAGGAAAAACUGUGCCAGAUAUAUUUUUUGACAAUUCUUAAAAUGAAAUAAAAAUACGUAGCAUUUUUACAUA
This is a messenger RNA of Armigeres subalbatus, 1327 nucleotides long. Its product is annotated as hydroxymethylglutaryl-CoA lyase, mitochondrial. The transcript is spliced from 4 exons. Gene Ontology annotation, biological process: L-leucine catabolic process; ketone body biosynthetic process. Gene Ontology annotation, molecular function: hydroxymethylglutaryl-CoA lyase activity. The coding region runs from base 191 to 1165 and encodes 324 amino acids. NCBI's taxonomy places the organism in Eukaryota, Metazoa, Arthropoda, Insecta, Diptera, Culicidae. The record is from RefSeq and is a predicted model, not a curated record.